Messenger RNA from Zootoca vivipara (common lizard), 3324 nucleotides. RefSeq names its product calaxin (gene CLXN). Gene Ontology annotation, molecular function: calcium ion binding. The record is from RefSeq and is a predicted model, not a curated record. NCBI's taxonomy places the organism in Eukaryota, Metazoa, Chordata, Lepidosauria, Squamata, Lacertidae.
GGCUCUCACGGUAACCAAACCAGCCAAUGAGCCCGCCUUCCGCCCUGAGUUUCCUUCCCUCGGGCUGUUCCUCCUGGGUUCACUUCGGACCCUAAAAACGCCAUAAACAAAGAGCAGAGUGACGGUGAGGGAAGGGGGAGCCCCAGGGCGGCAAACGUUGCCAGCCUAAAGAGAGCCUUCAAAGGGUCGGGGGCGCCCGCCGCCUUCCAUUGCGCCUCCCGCGUCGGGAGCGGCCGGCCGGGCGGAGCCUCCGUUGCCACGGCCACCGCGUGGCGGCUUGUGGCGUCCGAGGAGCCCCGAGAUGAACAGGAAGAAGCAGCAGAAGCUCGCCGAGUCGCUGUGCAGAACCGCGAGGCACUUCAAUAAAUUUGAAGUGGAAUGUCUCAUAAAGCUUUUCAACAACUUGGGGGUUGAACCCAGUGACCGGCAUGGUGCUGUUGGUUUGGAUCGUAACUCAUUUCGAAAUAUCCUGCAUGUCACAUUUGGUAUGACAGAUGACAUGAUUAUGGACAGAGUGUUCCGUGCUUUUGAUAAAGACAAUGACAGUUGUGUCAGUGUAACAGAAUGGGUAGAAGGUUUAUCAAUAUUUCUUCGGGGGACACUGGAAGAAAAAAUAAAAUAUUGUUUUGAGGUCUAUGACAUGAACAGUGAUGGAUAUAUUUCACGGGAGGAAAUGUUUCAUAUGCUGAAGAACAGCCUGCUAAAGCAGCCAUCGGAAGAAGAUCCUGAUGAAGGGAUUAAAGAUUUAGUAGAAAUAACUUUGAAGAAAAUGGACUAUGACCAUGAUGGCAAACUCUCUUAUGCGGAUUUUGAAAAAGCUGUGAGAGAUGAAAACCUCCUUUUAGAAGCAUUUGGGCCAUGCUUACCUGAUAUGAAGUGCAGAAUGGCAUUUGAAUCACAAGCAUUCCAAGAUGGUCCCGAUCUGUAGCUUUACAAAUGACUUAUUAUACUAUGUGAAUGUCCUUGAAAAGGAUACCAUUAAUCUUUUUAAGUAAAGGCAAGUCAGAAAUAUAUUUCUCUAUACCUUUUCCUCUAUUUUCAUAUUGCCUUCAUUUCAAUAUACUUGCUAGAAAAACCAGUAAGACAUUAAUGGAAAAUUUUGAUGUGUCUACACUCUUGUGAAGCAAUACAUUCAAAAGGACUACAAAAACAAUGGAACAACAUACAUUUUAGUUUAAUUUCAGCAUAACUGCUGAAGUUUAUUAAAUAAAAUAUACAAAAAAUACUUUAAUUAUGCCAGAUCAAGCCAUACUUUCUAGUAAGAACUAUAUUCGUCUUCUUUGCUUUAAUGUUGGCUUUGCUUGACUUUUCACUGAUAUUCCACCAGGUAGAUCUGGAAUUUGAACUGGAGUCUGAACAGGAACAGCAACCUAAUAUGGAAAGAGGAAACUAAACUUAGUACAUUUUAACUAUUCAUUAAGCAGUUACUCUAGCUAGAUCUUUCAGACAGUUAACUGAACUAGCUGUACAGCAGGGAAUCAAAUAAGCAAAUUUUCUAAUGACUUGCAGCUAUUUCUCGAUUUACAUUUCACCCUACAAAUUGUGUCACUAAUUGUUUUUAGAACCAAAAUAAAGGAUGAGGUCCCCUAGGAUACAAAGAAACAUUUUUUGCUAAUAAUUUUUAGAACAAUAUACAGCCAUAAACAGGGAAUGCUAGCAAGCUAGUAACACAAAUAGUCAACUUUACAAACCUUCCAUUAAGCUGCACAGUAUUAACAUUUAAAUGAAAGUUAUCUAAUGCAAGAAGAAUAUGAGGCACCUUUGUCCUUCAUUCCUCUCCCAAGUAGCUAUGCUUAAGAAAUCAACAUAAGACAUAGAAGGGCAGCGUUUCACCUUAAAUAAACAACUGCUAUCCCAUUUCAGAACUACAGACCACAUAUUUUGAAAAUACUUAACAUGAGUUUACUAUAGCAUACCUCCUUUAGUUUAUUACGAAUCAAGUUUGCUGAGGUGUUCAAUGACUCAUCCUCCAUGUCUAUUUUAGGUGUUUCUGGUAACCUUGGACCAAUAAUUAUUUCUUCACUAUUAAUGUCUUUUCCAAAAAGGGCAAGUUUGUUGUCUUCAUCUCGUCUCCUCUUUCGUUCCUGCAGCUGAGUUGUUCGAGGCAUAAAUCUACCAAGUCUAUUAGUACAAGGAUCCUUUCUUUGCAGGUUGCAGUGGGUUAAUGUAUUGUGAACUCCUUGCUGCAAGCCCUGAGCCAUUAGCAUCCUCUGGCCUGAACACUCAGCUGCUUCAGCGCAGUCACUAACAUUCCGAGGUGCUGUUAACAUACUCUGACAUUGCUGUCCUAAAGGAGAUGUUACACUUCUCAGUGGCAAUUCAGAGUAGGAUGAUUGCUGAGGAUCGCAAAGAUGUACAGGUUGAUUCCAGUUACUAGUGGCUGCCUGAGAUGUACAAGAUCCAGAAGCAUCUAGCUGCACAGCCUUCUGAAAACUUGUACUGGAAUUCUUUACCUGCAGUUGAUCUUAAACAUAAAACACAAGCAGUUAACAUUUUGACUACCUAAUAUUUUUACACAAAAAUACUUUGAGUAAAACUGCGCUACAAUUGAAUAAUUUGACUUUAAUAUUGGCAUUUGUAUUAGAAUCAUAGAAUCAUAGAGUUGGAAGGGUUCCCGAGGGUAAUCUAGUCAAACCCUCUGCAAUGCAGAAAUCCUGCUCACAGUGACCCUGGAUGGGCUCAAACCACCAACUUUCUGGUUGCACUGACCCUGGUUGCACAGCCAGAUUCACUGACCCAUUGUGCCACAGGAGGCACAAUUCAAUGUUCAUAUUUUAGAGCGGAGAAGUACUAGUUUUAACUACUAUGCUAAUUCUCCAACAUUUUCAUAGACAAAAUGGAAAUGUUCCUCCCAAAGUAAACAGCAGUGUUGGAUGGUGGAGGUGUCGCCACAAACACUGCAGGGAGAAAAACUGUUUAAACUUUCUACCUGUUGUGGACUUAAUCCUGCUUGUGGGGAGAAGAGGCAUGUGGCACCUAUUUACAGUUCAAAAAAAGCUCAUGUUAAAUGCAAAGGUGUGUUAAAUAUCACAUUAGUUUGGCCAUGAGUUUACCCUGGAACAAAUCACAAUGAAAGAGCCAGGUUUGUUUUAUAAAGUUGGUGCUUGCCACCCCUACAUUCUUUAGGAGGAAGAGUAGGAUAUAAAUUACAUCAUAAUUUUUCUACUAGACUAAGUAGUCAGUGGAUAGGGUUUCCUUCAUAUUUUAUAUAUUACAAUUGAGCAAUAGUUCUGUCAGACUGAUGGCUGGUAUGCUUGUAACCUAACAGCUUUAUCAUCUGUUAAAGGCAUAGGAUUGUUUUAAUAAACUAUUAUUCAAAUUGCA